GGCUGUCUGUGGAGCAGUCUAAAGAUUUCCUGCAGAUCUCUGAUGCUGUCUGUUUCUUCAUGGAGGAGCUCACCAUCCAUAAGGGUCAACUGGAGGCAACCCUGAAGGAACUUCAGUCCCUGAAGGAUAUGCAGAAAGAUGCUAUUGCUGCUUACAAGGAUAUCACAUCUCUCUUGGAUAGCUUGGAGCAAGGAACGAGGGUACUGAUGCCCAGAGAGCUUAUCUCCAGAAAGCUGAACCCAGGCCUAUACAAAGGUCCCAUCCAAUACAUGAUGUGGAGGGAAAUGCAAUCCUCUCUCUCUCCAGGCUUAUCUUCAUUAACUCUGGACCCUAAAACAGCUCACCCAAAUCUGAUGCUCUCCAAAAAUCGAACCAGUGUGUGGCAUGGUGACAUUAAGCAGGUAAUGCCUGAUGAUCCAGAGAGAUUUGACUCAAGUGUGGCUGUGCUCGGCUCAAAGGGCUUCACAUCUGGAAAAUGGUACUGGGAAGUAGAAGUAGCAAAGAAGACAAAAUGGACAGUUGGAGUCGUCAGAGAAUCUAUCAUUCGAAAGGGCAGCUGUCCUCUAACUCCUGAGCAAGGAUUCUGGCUUUUAAGACUAAGGAACCAAACUGACCUAAAGGCUCUGGAUUUGCCUUCUUACAGUCUGAAAUUGACUAACAAUCUCAACAAGGUGGGCAUAUACCUGGAUUAUGAAGGAGGGCAGGUGUCCUUCUAUAAUGCUAAAACCAUGACCCACAUUUACACCUUUAGUAGCACUUUCAUGGAGAAACUUUAUCCCUAUUUCUGCCCUUGCCUUAAUGAUGGUGGAGAGAAUAAAGAACCCUUGCAUAUCUUACAUCCACAGUAA
Messenger RNA from Nyctereutes procyonoides (raccoon dog), 848 nucleotides. RefSeq names its product tripartite motif containing 69 (gene TRIM69). The transcript is spliced from 5 exons. Gene Ontology annotation, molecular function: protein binding. NCBI's taxonomy places the organism in Eukaryota, Metazoa, Chordata, Mammalia, Carnivora, Canidae. Bases 60 to 848 code for a protein of 262 amino acids. The record is from RefSeq and is a predicted model, not a curated record.